AUGCAGAUGUUGUUUGCCACCUUCACUUCCGCGAAAGUUAUUACAGGGACACGUCAGAAUGACGAAGGGAAUGCUGACCGCCUUCGCCUUAAAGAAGAUGCUGUUCCUUCCAUUCUGAUCCCGGGGGAGGAAGUUUCUGCCCCAAGCCCAAGGCAGUUAAGAUUUAAGAGGAGACACCAACCACUGGAGGAACCUGACAUUAUGGCCAUGGGUGUAGAGCAAGAAGUGGUUAUAGAUCAUACAGUAAAGACUGGGCAGGCUGAUCAAACACCAACAGAAAUCCAGGAUCUAGGGGGAAAAGUUGUGCAAAAUCCCUUUGCUAUGAAAUGUUCCAUUGAAAAUUUUAAAGAUAAUGCAGAUGCUGUUUCGUAUUACACUGGUUUCAGUAAUUACGAUCAGUUUAUGAUAUUUUAUCACUGUCUUGGUCCAUGUGUGAAUGAAUUAGAUUACAAAUGUUUAAAGGAAAUGAACAUAUGGCCAUCACAAGAGACAGUUCAAGAUUGUAUGCCUUCAAAUUUUGCAGAGAAGUUUGCAAACACUAUGGUUAUACUGGAUGCCACCGAAAUAUCAGUUGAGAAGCCGUCUGACGUCAAUGCUCAGUCUAUCACUUGGUCAAAUUAUAAGCAUAGCAAUACUAUAAAGGCAAUGAUUGGAGUGACUCCCAGAGGGGCUGUGUCAUAUGUUUCCGAUGCUUAUGGUGGGUCUGCAAGUGAUAGAAUGAUUAUUGAAAGAUCUGAUUUAUUGAAAGAUGGUAUGUUUGAGAAAGGCGACAGCAUCAUGGCUGAUCGAGGCAUCAUGGUGCAAGAUCUCUUUGCUAACAAGGAUGUUCAAGUAAAUACUCCAACAUUUUUGAAAGCAAAAGAGACUAAAUGA
Messenger RNA from Ostrea edulis (European flat oyster), 873 nucleotides. RefSeq lists its product as uncharacterized. Lineage: Eukaryota; Metazoa; Mollusca; Bivalvia; Ostreida; Ostreidae. The transcript has 6 exons. The record is from RefSeq and is a predicted model, not a curated record. Bases 1 to 873 code for a protein of 290 amino acids.